This is a messenger RNA of Oryzias melastigma (Indian medaka), 3587 nucleotides long. It is a transcript of the gene irx2a, whose product is annotated as iroquois homeobox 2a. NCBI's taxonomy places the organism in Eukaryota, Metazoa, Chordata, Actinopteri, Beloniformes, Adrianichthyidae. Gene Ontology annotation, molecular function: DNA-binding transcription factor activity, RNA polymerase II-specific; RNA polymerase II cis-regulatory region sequence-specific DNA binding. Gene Ontology annotation, biological process: cell development; neuron differentiation; regulation of transcription by RNA polymerase II. Gene Ontology annotation, cellular component: nucleus. The record is from RefSeq and is a predicted model, not a curated record.
UUUUUUUUGUAUAAGUUUCCAACAUUUAAACACAUAAAUCGCGUCCUCCCGACAUGGAUGGAAGCUACUUUUGCGCGGUGUGAAGUGUUGGUUUGUUCCGAGUCUCCAUUUCUAUCAGGCAGAAAAGGGGGCGGGGAUGGGAUAUUCAGAUGAGCCAGAGUGACAGCUCCAGUUUCCCCCAAUGCUCUGUGUGUCUGAAACUCCACUGGCUCCUUCCCUGCGAACUCCUCACUUCAUAGUGCCGCGCAUUAAAAACAUCGGACGCUAGGGGAUCAAGACGCAUGCCACAUUACCUCUAUGUGGGCACUUUAACAGAUCUUUUGGGGUGUUUUCCCAGUAAGGGGGCUGUGGAGGGAGGCUUUUUUUUAUUUUCUCUGUUUGAUGACUGUUUGCACGGCUGAUUAUUGAGCCGAUUGUUUAUUAUUUCGGCCGUUGUUGCUCGCCGCCUCGUGCGCUUUUUUCCACCCUUUUUUUUUGUUUGUUUUUUUGGAAUCAGCGACCUGUCGCUCACCAAUGUCCUAUCCUCAGGGUUACCUCUACCAGCCCCCGGGCUCUCUGGCUCUUUAUUCGUGUCCGGCUUAUGGGGCCUCUGCUCUGGCUGCUCCGCGCAAUGAGGACUUGGCGCGGUCUUCCUCUGGCUCAGCAUUCAGCCCUUACCCUGGAUCGGCUGCUUUCUCCGCCUCGGCUGGCGCAGGCUUUUCGAGUCCGCUGUCGUAUUCUACUGAUCCAACGACGGGAUUCCCAUCUUACAUGUCUUCUCCAUAUGACGCGCACACUGCUGGGAUGGCCGGCGCUUUAAGUUACCAUCCAUAUGGGAGUCCGGGGUACCCCUAUCAGCUCAACGACCCCGCUUACCGCAAGAACGCGACGAGAGACGCCACGGCCACGUUGAAGGCCUGGCUGCAGGAGCACAGGAAGAACCCCUACCCCACGAAGGGGGAGAAGAUCAUGCUGGCCAUUAUCACGAAGAUGACCUUGACGCAGGUCUCCACCUGGUUCGCCAACGCCAGGAGGAGGCUCAAGAAGGAGAACAAGAUGACGUGGGCGCCCCGGAAUAAGAGCGAGGACGAGGAUGAGGAGGACGCGGACGGGGAGAGGAAGGACACGGAGCGCUCCGACAAGACGCUGGAUAACAGCGAGGCGUCGGCGGAGGACGAAGGCAUCAGUUUGCACGUGGACACGCUCACGGACCACUCGUGCUCGGCGGAGUCCGACGGGGAGAAGGUCAGCUGCGUGCGUAAAGUCAGCUCCGACCAGGCGGCCGACAAAUGUGACGACGGCGACGGUGAGGAGCAGAGCCACCGGCCCCCUCUGUCCCCCAAGCCCGUCACCUCGUCGCCCCUGACGGGCGUGGAAGCCCCGGUUCUCAGCCAUCUCCACUAUCACCACCACCACCACCUCCGGCACCUCCACCACCUCCACAGCCAGCGCGAGGAUUUGGCCCGGAGCCUCGUCAGUGGCAGUAAUAACAAACUGACUUCGUGUCUUGACAGCAGGCCCUCAUCCGGGCCCCCCCAGAACGCUGCAACCAAACCCAAAUUGUGGUCUUUGGUGGAGAUUGCUACCUCGGACCAAAAGGAGCAACAUCAGCAACCGGGACAGUCGGGGCAACCAAAUUGCCCCUCCUCCAGCGGGGGACUCAGUCCACCGUCCACCACCUCCCCUGCUGCUGCUGCCACCUCCCCCUCCCUCUACUCUGCCCCCUCCAUCCUUGGAAGACCUAUUUAUUACACGUCUCCCUUUUAUAGCAAUUACACAAACUAUGGCAACUUCAGCCCCCUGCAGGGUCAGGGCAUCCUGCGCUACACCAACUCCUCCGGAGUGAGCCUCGCCGCUGCCGCCGCCGCGGCCGCCGCAGCCGCCGCCGCAAACGAGAGCCUGAGCUCCUCUCAGCAGGCUGCGGAGGCCGGCGCGAACCCCAAGCACAGGCCAGACUCCCCCCUCGUCAAAAAUAACUCAAACCAGAUUGGGGUUGUCGAGCAACAACAUUUUAGACCCAUUAAUUUAGAAGCAAAGAAAGGUACGUAAUUACGCAACUGUGCGUAAAAAAACAGAAAAAAGAAAAAGAAAUAGACCUGAAACCAAAAGUAUAAGUUAUUAAAAAUGUUAUUUAAUAGUGUUUAUUCUUGGAACUGCGUCUUUGCUGAAAUGGCGGGAGUGAAAAUCACUUUUCUUCAAUGCAAAUCCGCUUGGAUCCCUGAAAUUUGGCCUUUUUUUCAAGCAAUCGUGCAUUUAAAAUGACAAACUUUAUCUUUAGAGUAAGCUUUUUUUAAGAUCUCAGCCUCUUCUUGACAAAUACAAAUUUUCAAGUGCAGUGAUGUAUUCUUCAAUAAGAAACCUUGGAGUUAUUUAAACAAAAUGGUUGCACAUGUAUAGAUUACUGGAAAGAACUGGAGCUGACUAACGCGAGCGCAAGGUGACAAGUUGAGAAUACAGUACGCAGAGAAAUGUUGCCAUAGCUUUGAGCAGGAUUCCGCUCUUUCAUGUCCUCCUUUUGUGUUAAGUGCGUGCGUAAGCGAGCGCGCACAGUGGGCACCAGACCUUAUCUCCCAGCUUAGGAUAAUUAUAAUUACACAGGGUCAGCCAAAAAGCAAACAAAUUAGUUUGCCGUGCGCAAUCGUGCAACUUCCCAUCUUGAAAUGUCACCUAGGUGGUUGCGGUGCGCGUUAAAAGCUCUCCCUGCGCGCGCGCCGCACGCUGGCUGGAUGGCCUGGAGACGUUUUCAGCUGCAGUAAAGCAGUGGGGAUUUUUAAUGAGCACUUCCAGUUUAGUUAGUUGGAGCCGGUCUGACAACCUUUUGUGGUUUUGUGGGGUUGGGGAUCAUCUUGGUGCGUAUGGAUUUUUUUUUUCUUCCACGCUCUGCAGGUAGGUGUCACAAUUGCUUUGACUACAAAACGAGGAAGGACACAACCUUUUAGCCUCACGUUUUGACCCUUCGAACCUUUUUACUUCAAACCGCAUCCAGUGCCACCAUAUUGCCGGGAAUAAAGCUGCUACACCACCUCCCUCAACGUCACCGAGACGUCAGUGUAACCCAGGUUACUAGACCUUAUUGAAAAUAAAUGAUUCUUUUUUCAUCCUGUAGAGGGCGCUUAUGUUAUUUCUCAGGUUGUUUGCUUAUUUGCCACGGUGUAAUAUUUCGCAAAACAUCUUGGUGUGGAAGAAAACAUCUGGCCUCUUUUCAAAAAACAAACAAACAAACAAAAAAAGACUUUUUUCUGGGACACUGAGUGGAGCAAGCUGAAGUGGAGUGAGGACUUGGAAGUGGAAUAGCCUACAUUUGAUAUUUAUUUUUUUAAACGAUGGCGGAAGGAUGCCUAUAAUUUAUGCAAGUUGUAUUGCAAGAAAAAACAAGGAAAAAAAAGGAAAACUGACAUUUUCUGUUUGUUUUGUAAAUAUCCAACAUAUAUAUUACAGACAGUUUUUAUUUGCAUUUGGAAAAAAGCUACACAAUCUUGUUAUCAGGAGUACUUUUACUAAUUUAUAUCUUUGAAUGUACAUAAAAGGAAACGCGCUGGUAUUGAUAUACUGGUGGAGUAUUAUAUCCAUUAUUCAAAUGAGAAAAUAUUAAACUGUUUUACCAACUA